ACGCUGCUGAGGGUGAAGCGCUGACAGGACGCUGGUGGAGAGCUCAGUGAAGUGUGUCUGCAGCAGCAAGCCCAACGCUGGAUUACCAACACACAGAGCUGGAUUUGGGUUGUGGAGUUUCAUAAUCAUAAGAUGCAUGACCAGCGGCACGUAUGGCUCUCCAGCAGGGGGCAGCAUAGAACCAAGAACAACUUCCAGUCCUCGGACUGUUUGUGCUGUCAGAAUCACACCUCUGAAAACCAUGAAAGGUUCUCCUGACCUGAUUCCCAAUGCAGAUUUGGACCCAAGCAGAGUGUGCAAAGGGAAGGGAGUUGUAACUCUAAGGGCCACCCUCGUCCACAUUGAUGAUGAGGACAGCAUCAGUGACGAGCCAAACGCCAUCACAGCGCCAAGUGGCUGGACAAGCCAGAUUAAUGGAGACAGCUAUAAAGCAGGAGGGGCUGAGGGAGGCAGCAACAAUACAGCUCAUCUACCUCCUGAAAACAGCACUCAGUGCCAGGUCAAUUUACCCAGAAGCAUAAAAGAAAACCAAGCUCCAUCCUUUGCUGACACUCAGAACUGCAUCACAUCAACUCUCAGCUUUGGUUAUCCCUCCACCACCACCGUAAAUCCUACCAUUGUCCUGCUUCAGCACAACAGAGAGCAGCAAAAGCAUCUUUCUCAUUCAGAAGACCCAACCCCGGAGAGGGACAAAAGCCCUGAUCCAGGGAGAGACUUGACGAGUCCGGUCUCUGAUAUGGACGGGAAGAGGCUGCGGCUAUCCCUGCACUCCCCGGUCUUCGCUCCUCUCAAUAAGCCUAUUGUGCCUGAACGAAACACGGAAAAGUCCAAAGACUGGUAUAAGACAAUGUUCAAACAGAUACAUAAAUUACCAGAGCCUAUUGAGGAAAACCCGUACCACCCCACCUACAUUUUUCCCGAGAACUUUGAAAUUCACAUGAAAUCCAAAGACAAUGCUCCCGCUCCCUUUGGUUACCUGGAAGAUGUCAGAGCAGUCCCACGCUCAAAAAGCAACGAUGAAGUCGACUCAAGAGGCAGGUCGAUGCCAGUGCCAACGCGCUCCUCUUCCCUCAAACCUUCUGCCAAAAGGAACGAGUGGGAGCCCCCGGAUAAAAAGGUAGACACCAGGAAGUACCGCGCCGAGCCCAAGAGCAUCUUCGAGUAUGAGCCGGGGAAAUCAUCGGUGCUGAAGCUGGAGAGAACGACUCAGGAUUUAAGUCCAGAAGAUGUAGAUUUAGAGAAUGAGCCUUGGUAUAAAUUCUUUUCAGAGAUGGAGUUUGACAAAGCGAGUACCCCCUCCUUCAGCCCCUUGGAAACAGCCUCCGACCUGCAGCAGUACUCCUCGAGCAAGUCUGGACACAGCGAGGUGGAGAAGGACAGAGGAUCAUCCACAAAUGAGCCUACGGCUCCAGAAUGCGACCGACAUGUUUACAAGAGUGUCCUGGAGGGCGGCGACAUUCCCUUACAAGGUCUACGGGCUCUAAACAAGCGCCACGGGAGCUCCUCCUCCUCUAAAGUGGAUUAUAAAGGUGGGAAUGGCUAUAUAAUUUCACCCUGCUCCUCUGUAAAUAGUCGAUCGGUUCUUGCCAGUAAUCCAAUAGGUGACCAGUGUAAGAGUAAGAAGCCUCUAUCUGCUGCCAAAGCCUGCAUACCCCAAAUCCUGCCAUCGAAGUUCAAGCCCAAGCUGUUGCCCUCCAGUGGUAACAGUCAGGAAAGCAGGACUAAAGCUUCUAGAUACCCAAAGGCCCACAGCUGUGAAGAUCUCUACACGGGGCCAUUUGACAUAGACUGCGUAGGAGCAGAGGAAAGUGAAAGCGGGCAGCAAUCAGACUCUAAGUCCAGCUGUGGGAGUGAGUGCUCUGAUGGCCUCAGGAAUGUUUCCCCUGCAAUUAAGAGGAGUACUUCUGAGUUUUCCAGCCUGUACAGGAGCAUGCAUCACAUCCAGCGACCCAGCUCAGUUGGCUGCAGCCCCCAUGGCAGUGUCCGAUGCCUGACCUCUCUUUUUGAGAAAUCAAAGGCAGGGGAUGACAAGUCAGAGACGGACGAUGGGUGUGACAUUCCUCGUGACAGUGUGUCGUCACGGGUCAGUGAGUUUGAAAUGAUCAUUCAGAGGUCCAGCUCAACUCCUGGCCGCUCUUCUUCCCUGCCCACCCUGCACUCCAGCCACAACCACAGCCCCAGCCACAGUCCUGCCCACCUUCACAUGCCAUCUGCAGUGUCAGCUGAGUCCCUUUUGGUAGCUGACACCACACAGACUGAUGCCCGUGCCCUGGUGGAGACAGAGGGCAAAAGCAGCAGGCAGGAGGCCCCUUCACCAGACAGUGUGACUGUAGAGGAGACUGCCUCCUCCUCAGAGGAUGGACAUAACAUCAGGACUGAGUCCCCCUCUAACACAGAGGCUGAAGUGGAGCAGAUAUUUAGUAAGAGUUCCCAAGAAUUAACCCACCAAAAUCUAAUUGAAUCAAAGAGUCCAUCAGCACAGUUUACAGCGUCUCCUCCACAACACAACCAUCUCCACCAUCACCACCACCAUCUCCUGCAUCACUUGAACCACCAAAUCGUCCUUAAACCCAGCAAAUGCAAAGGUUCCUGCCCAGCCUCCUACACCCGCUUCACCACCAUCCUCAGGCAUGAGAGGCAACAAGCCACAACCCAACAGGAGAGACCACCACCUUCAGAGAGGAAGACCACGCUGCCAGGAAACCUCUUCCUCAUGGGCCCCGCUCCCUUCAGGUUACGAAAGAACCUGCAGUCCCACCAAAGUCGAAGGACAAUAUUAGCCACCAGGGUGUCAGUGAAAACUCAGAGGCCCUGCAGCCUGUCUCCUGAGCUCAGGCCCCUAAUCCCUCAGCGCCUCUCCUCCCUCGAGGUUCUUGAGAGGCUGAGUAAUGGGGAGGGCAGCGGCACUGAACAGCUGAGUAACGGGCAAGCCUUGGACACCAACGGGAACCUACUGCAGCCGCUGGCAGCUCACUGCAGAGACUCCUCCCCAGCUCACGGGGAAAGCCAAGAUGAAGUAUUGAGGCGGCGUCAUGGUGACAAAGAGAAAAUGUUGGAAGAGCAGCGGCGGCUGAAGCGGGAACAGGAAGAGGCGGACACAGCAUCGAGGCGGCACACAAGCAUUGUCCCAACGCACCACCAGUUCAUCACUAAUGAGCGCUUCGGAGACCUGCUUAACAUCACAGAUAACGCAGAGAAAAGGAAAUCAGGCGUAGAGAAAACUCCAGCUAUGGCUCGUUUUGACUUCAGAGCAGAGACCCUAAAGGAAUUACCAUUUCAGAAGGGAGACAUUGUGUAUAUCCUACGACAAGUAGAUCAAAACUGGUAUGAGGGCGAACAUCAUGGAAGAGUUGGUAUUUUCCCAAGGAGCUAUGUCGAGCUGCUCCCACCGACAGAAAAAGCACAGCCAAAGAAAAGUGCCCCAGUACAGGUGCUGGAAUAUGGAGAAGCUGUGGCCCGUUUCAACUUCAGAGGGGACACAGUGGUGGAAAUGUCCUUCAGAAAGGGAGAGAGGAUUACACUGAUUCGCAGAGUUGAUGAGAACUGGUAUGAAGGCAAAAUUGCAGGCACCAAUCGGCAAGGCAUCUUCCCAGUCACCUAUGUAGAAGUGCACAAACGGCCCCGUGUUAAAAACGGCGUGGACUACCCCGACCCUCCUAUCAGCCAGUCUCCACAGCGCAGCACCAAUGCUUCUCCUCAGUUUGUGAAGAAUGAGGCUGACCAUCAUGGACGAAGCACUAGAAGCCCUGUGAUGCUUUUUGAUAUCCAGGAUAACAACAAUGUCAACUCAUUUGCAGAGGCAGUGUGUAAUGAGAUCUUGAAUAUAGCUGAGACCUCGGUGAGGUACUGCAGCACGCUGUCCCACCACCAUAAUGACUCUGUCCAUAGACUACACCCCCACCCCAGUAAACAAUCUCUCAUCAUUUCCCAGCAACCCCAGUCCCACAGCAGCAGCCCAGAGCCAAACCGUCUCAGCUGUGGAAUUUUCCAGGCUUUAUACAGUUAUGUGCCGCAAAAUGAUGACGAGCUGGAGCUGCAGGAAGGAGAUCUCGUCAGUGUCAUGGAAAAGUGUGACGACGGCUGGUUUGUCGGUACAUCAAAGAGGACAAAGCAGUUUGGGACUUUCCCUGGGAAUUACGUGAAAGAAGUAAAACUGUAAAAAUGUCUAAUAUGGCUGUAACACAUGGUUGCCUGUCAAGCUUGGGAAGUCGUUGCUACCGCGCAUGGCUGUUGGUUAGACUAGUCAUUUAGCAAGGCGAAUAUAACUUGUCUGGGAAAGUGAUCAGUUCAGCCUGGGGUAUGUCAAACUGCACGAGGCGAAGAUGGGGACAGCUCACUGCCCAAACCUCAGGACGGUGUGCACCGUGAUCACAUAUAACUAACUUUUUUGACAGAGUUCGUCCAUCUCCACAUGUGGAAUUACUCUGUGACAACGUCCCUCAAAUUAGCUUGUGUUGCACAAAUAAUAGCUUAUAGUUUGUCUACGUACACAAGUGUUUACGUUGCACCUUGGUCUAGAGGCAGGCAGCAGAGCAGUAUAUGGAUCAAAAAGUGGAUCUUAUUACCUGAAGUGAACUUUGCAAGAGUGGAAUGUAAUUUAAUAUGAUGCGGAGUUGAAGUUUUUUUUGUCAUGAGCUACCUUCCAGGACCAGAAGUGUUGACCACAAUUGGCAAAGUAUGAUGCAAACUAUGUAUCUGUUUUUUAUUUAUUUUUUAAAUCACUCCCUUAUGAUUUUGCUUCCAAAAUUUAUGUAACUCUGUCAAAUAGAUUAUCUCCCACAGUUAAGACAUAAAAAGAUUGCUUAUAGUCCCUAUGGAAUUUAAAUAUUUUCAGCCUUAUGUAAAAACCCUGCUAUGUCAGAAACCGGUCUGACAUAGCUGCUUUGCGUUCUUUUGAUUUUUUUAAGUCAUGAACUCAAUGUUCCCUGCUUUUGAUGAACAUCACAGCUUUCAUGCUUCAGUGUAAUCCAGAUGUUCUAGAUACCGCUUCAGUAUUGCCUUCAUUUUCUAUCCAAAGAUUGCUCUCCAGUUAUUAAGUCAUAUGUGCAUUUACAUGGACUGCAUUUUAUCUCACAUAUAAAAGUGAAGCAGAGCAGUGUCCGUACACUUCCUUUUUCCUUUUAGAAAGUAGUUUUGCUUUUAUAUGUGUUUUCUGGAAACACAAGUAAACUGUGUUAAGGUAGUUGGUGGUAAACACCCGACUUCAGUGUAACCAUAAGACAGGCGUGGUAGCACUUAACUUCCUGUUUGGUCAUUUAAGGAGCUCCCUUCUAACAAGACAAAUGCAGAUUAGUCCAGGAUGACCAAAUGAAAGCCAACAAGGUUUCUUGAAAUAAAAUAAAACUGAUUUUAGAUGCAUAUUGAGAUUUUAAACAUGCCCUUACUGACAAGAUUGUACAUAUAUAUGUAAAUGCCUACAGAAAACUCUAUGCGGCCCUAAAUAAGGCUAUGUAUUUUCAUAUGUAAUGAUUGCAAAUGUAAGGUCAGCAUUGGUACAGCAUGCACUGUAAAACCAGUGGGAAACAGACUAAUCAAACUGGAGCAUGAAAUUCUAUCUCAACCUUUUCAGUAUUUGCACCUUUAGCUUAAAGCAACCAGAUGUGAGUUUACACUGCUUAUUAAGCUACUUUGAAUUCAGCUUUCAAAGCAUCAGAGCCGUCUUCCUGCGAGUACAAAAGCUCCCACAUCUCCAGUACCAGCAUACCCUGUAAAAGACACCACAGAAAAGAUGAUAGCUGUUAUUUUCUUUGCUUUUUUUCUUCAUAAAAUUCCUUGUCAUCAGUUUCUGCACUGUGCCCAUUAGUCAUGUAGCGCUUGUUAUGACCUGCUCAGAGCAGCACACUGGUGUAGUUUGUGGGGUCAUUGCUAAACAAGUAUUUUUAAGUAAGUGUAGUUGAUAUGAGGUUGGUGGGUGCAGUAAGCUCCCUGAGCAAAGAUCAUCAUCAUAAUAUUCCUGUUAAUACAAGUUUAAUCAAGUAGCAGACUAUCAGUGGCUCUACCUUUUAGUGUAGCUUGGUAUGAUUACACAAAAUCGUUGACACAUAAUGUAAAUUACAGAACUAUAAGAGUAGCUCACUAGAUCCAGAAGCAUUUGUGACUCCGUUUUUCAUCAGAGUUUUGAAGUAAUUAUCGUUGUUGGCCUGAUGAAGAAAAGUCAUAUAUGAAGUUUAACAAUUCAUGCAAUACUUCAGUACAAUCUGUUUUCAUCAUCUUGUGGCUCUUUGCUGUUUAAUCGGGAUUUUCCAUCUUGUUCAAAUCACCUGUGACUAUUUUGCCAACAUCAGCAGGGGAAUUAUUUUCUCAGCAGGACAACACACUCUGCGCUGUGGGUUUGGCUGCACAGCCCUGAUAUAGUGUUCAUGUGUUUUGUUUAAUAACAGAAACCUCCAGCUCUGGCUAAACAUGUUUGUUCCUCUGUAUCUUUCCUCAUGAAUGUGUGGACUGGUUGAGAUCAUUUUUUUUUCUUCCAUGACAGAACAAAAAGGAGAUGGAUGUCAAAAGCACUAAAUCUUGGGCAAAUAAUAACUAACUUAUUUUGUCCAAAAACAGCUUGCAAUGUAGAUUGUUUCUGUCUUUAUUGUGCUCCAUAAAACAUCAGAGGAUGUGUGAAUGUAUGAAUCUAUCAAUGUCUUGCAGGCAGUGUACACUAUUAUGUAAACAAUAAUGUCUGAAUUUCAUCAUGGAAGAAAGACACAGGAAGGAUUGUAAAUAUGUAAAAUAGAAAAUAGGCUGGGAGUGAGGGGAGCAUCAGAUAGGGCUCUUCAUCACUUGCAGUGGUUUAUUUGCCUGAAGGGUUUUUUUUUUGGCAAAGCACAUGAGUGGAGCGUUCCUCAGCAAAGAAAGUUUGAAAUAUAUGAAGAUUUCGCUGCCAUUUGUGAGGAUCAUAAUGCCUUAUGUUAGAUUCAAAAUUGUGCCUCAUUGUCUUUUUUUUUUCUGGGGGUAUCACUGAAAUGUAUUCAUGAUAUUAUUUAACGUAACUAUGGUUUCCCGAUUAGUCCUAGUCUCCCUGAUGGGAGAACAUUUACUAAGAACUUGUCUUUUACUGUACAAGUACCUAAGAGUGUCACAGUGCUUCAUAAUGAUUAAUAAUCAUAAGAAUGGACUAGUUUGAUGAUAUGCACAACCUGCAACAGGUUUGGUUUGUUUGCUUCUACUUGCAGUGCUGUUACAUUGACUAUAUUAAAAUAAAAAUACUAUACACUGAUGUGACUAUUAUGCAAUAUUUAAUAAACAUUUUAAAGCAU
This is a messenger RNA of Melanotaenia boesemani (Boeseman's rainbowfish), 7244 nucleotides long. Its product is annotated as sorbin and SH3 domain-containing protein 1. The coding region runs from base 137 to 4159 and encodes 1340 amino acids. The record is from RefSeq and is a predicted model, not a curated record. Gene Ontology annotation, cellular component: cell-substrate junction; nucleus; cytoplasm. Lineage: Eukaryota; Metazoa; Chordata; Actinopteri; Atheriniformes; Melanotaeniidae. Gene Ontology annotation, biological process: cell-substrate adhesion. The transcript is spliced from 28 exons. Gene Ontology annotation, molecular function: protein binding.